Molecule: messenger RNA, 6081 nt
Organism: Rotaria sordida
Lineage: Eukaryota; Metazoa; Rotifera; Eurotatoria; Philodinida; Philodinidae
Source: the annotation of a GenBank genome assembly
AUGUCGUCCAUUUGUGUUUUAUGUUUUCGAUCAGGAAAAUUAAACAAAAACCAAUUCACAACAGUAAAUAGUGUUGAAGUUCAAGAAAAAAUACAAGAAGCAUAUAAAGAUAUAAAUGGUAUUCCUUUAUCAACAACAAUAUUAAAUAAACAAGUACAUAAAGUGUGUUAUCAAAAAUACCAUCGUCAUUAUACAUAUGCGUCUCAAAACAAACAAUCAACAAAUGUAGUACCAAAUUCUUUGUCAACUCGUCGUUUACCACUUGUUGAUCGAACAAAUUAUCAAUGUCCAUCAUCGUUAGUACCAGUAGUACCAUCAGCAAAUGAAAAUUUUCAACAAAAUUUCCUGCUGUUACCAUCGUCAUUAUCAUCACAAGCAACAACAGAAAAUCCUGAUUCAACACCACACAAUGACAAUAUGUGUUUAGAAUUUUCAUAUAAUCAAGUAUCGUAUUAUUCUGGUGGUGUUACUGAUUUACAAGAAGAUUUUUCUAAUUCAUCUGAUUUUAAUGAUGCGAACUUUUCAACAUCAAUUGGAUCAUCAUCGGCUCAACAAAUUCAUCAAAAAGAGUCUUUCACAACCAAUAUUCAAUCAUUAACAGCAGGAAAAAAUAUUGACCUUCUUGACUUGAUCGAAAGUAUGAGUGUCGAUGGGUCUUCAUUAACCACUGUCGAAAAUCUUGAUUCAAUACCAUAUAAUAACAACAUGUAUUCAAAAGUUUGUCAUAAUGAAAAAUCAUAUAAUGCUGAUGAUUUUAUUGAUUCACAACAAAAUUUUCUUAAUUCAUCUGGUUUUAUUGAUGACAAAUAUUCAUCACUAGUUGAAUCAUCAUCAAUUAAACAAAUCUAUCAGAAAGACUGUUUCCAAAUCAACAAUAAAUCAUUAACAGCAAGAAAAAAAGUUGAUUUUGAUGAUUUAAUCGAAAUUAUUGAUACAGAUGGAUCAUCGCCAACAACUGCUGAAAAUCUUCAUUUAACAUCAGAUGAUAAUCAUAUGUAUUCAAAAAUUUGUCGUAGUGAAAAUUCAUAUAAUGCUGGUGAUGUUUGUGAUUCACAAAUAGAUCUGAUUGAUUCAUCAAGUCUUGGUGAUCCAGAGUUUCUAUCACCAAUUGAAUCAUCAUUUAUUUCACCAUCACCAAUGCAAUCAUCAUUUGUUCGAUCACCACAAAUUGAACCAUCGUUUAUUUCAUCAGUAUCAAUUCAAUCAUCAUCAGUGGAACAAAUUCACCCAGAAAAAUCGUCCAAAACCCAAAUUUCACGUCUUCGUUCUCGUUAUUCAACUAAAAUUCGACGACCAACUAAAAAUCAUAAUCAAUAUCCAAUCGAUGAUAAAAAGAAGUCAUUUCUGUAUGAUGAUAGUUUUAGUGAAUUAUGUGGCUGGUUAGAAAAUUUAUUACGUGGUGGUUUUUUAGUUUCAUUAGUAAUGGUUAAAGAAAAAUAUGAAGAAAUUUUACAAUUAAGAAAUGAAAUGAUAACAGAGGGAAUGAUACGUACAACAUCUAUUCGUGAUCGUCUUCAUACAAAAUUUAAAAAUCGUAUAUUAUUUACAAAAGUGAGCAAUCGUCAAGGUUUAUUUAUUUCUUGGAAUGAUUUAUCAACAAUAACACAAUCAACAUUAACUAAUUCAUCAACAUUAGAUUAUAAUUCUGGUUUUCAAUCAAAUAACAUUUACAAAGAUCAAGAAAACGUGGUAGAUAAAGAAGCACAAUCGACAAUAUUAUUUGAAGCAAUUGAACUAUUACGAGAAUCAAUACAUGAAAAUAUGCAUUAUCUAAAACAAGUUCAAGACAAUAAUAAAUCACUUACUGAGUUUACAACAGGCUUAUUUUGGGAUUGUGUUCCUACAUUAAUAAAAAACGUUAUUGGAUUAUUAACUACGAAUGAUGAUUAUUUUCAACGUUUUAAAAAUAAUUAUGAAUAUUAUAAUAUAUUUGAUCAAGAUAUGUACAAAUCAAGUGAAAAAGCUUUAAAAAUUUCAUCAAUAGCUUAUGACAUUAUCAAUACAAGAUAUAAUUCUUAUUCAACACCGAAACAUUUAUUGCUUGGUAAUGAAUUAUAUCAUCACAUUCGUUUACAAAACAAAGUGGCUGCUGAAGUUUCAAAAUUAUCAUCAACAGAUCUACCACCAACAGUUCAACAGCAGCAUUCUUUUGCAAUAACUGUUGCCGAUAAUUUUGAUAUGAACAUUGGAACAUUACAUGGUGAAAAUAGUAUACAUAUACUUAAUCGUAUUAUUAUACAAACACCAGCCAAUGAUGAAUUACAAUAUGAUGUAAAUGAAUGUUUAAAUGAUUUAUGUGAUUCGGUUGCUUCAAUUGUUGAUCAAUCACAUGUUAAUUUAUUAUUAAAUUCUAACAUUACAACAAACAAAAAUGAUCCUCACAUAUUAUAUAAGAAAAGUUCUUAUCGUGAUGCAUUAUUAGCAUAUAGCUUAAUGAAACAUGUUUAUGAUACAAAUAAUAUUUUUGAGAAAAUUAUUGAUAAUGAAAUAAAAAUAAAUGUACCAUUAUUAUCUGGUUUUUUUGCAACAUAUUUACCACAUGUACAUCGUCCAUUAUCAAAAAUAACAUUUCUUUCACCUAUUAACCAAGAUCCAAGUUCUUUAACAACAUCACAAUUAUGUCUUCAAUCAACCAAGUCGUCUUUGAUUGAUUCUCAUUAUCAAAAAGAAGCAGUAGUUGUAGUAGAUGAAAAAAUUUACAGUAAUUGUAUAAAGGCAAAACGUCGAAAUGAAAUUGAUAAUAAAUCAAUAUUUCUUUAUCCUGGUGAUUUUCAUAUUAUGAAGAAUUACAUGGUGCUUAUUUGGGAUGUAUUAAAUGGUAGUGGUAUUGAAGAUGUUCUUGGUCGUAUUUAUAAAGCAGCAGCACAUCGAGCUAUUAUGAAUGUUCAUAAUUUUAAUUAUUCACUUCGAUGCUGUAAACUUAUUUAUAGUGCAUUAUCAAUAUUAUUUAUCGAUUCAUUUAUUAAAACAUUAUCAUCAUCAUCUUCAACGAAAACAAAUGAUAUUAUUAUAAAGUUAAAAGAAAUUUUAAAAUGCAUACCAUCAGAUUAUGUUAUAAAAAAUAAAAAAGAAGAAUGGUUUGCUAAUUUAAUAAAUGAAAUUGGUAAUUUAAAACUAUCUCAAGUCUUGGAUAAAUGGACGAUGGAACAAUGUGAACUUAAUGCAGCAUUUCGGUUUUGGUAUUUUAUUUAUCGUCAACUAUUGGAACCAUUAAUAUUAAUGUAUAUGUCUAUUAGAUUGUCUAAUUUUGAUGGAAGAAAUGCUGCAUUAUCUUCAAUGGCACCAAUUUUCUUCGCUACAAAGCAUAGAAAUUAUGCAAGACUUUCAGUACAACAUUUAUUAGAUCUCAAAUCUUGCUCAAUUUAUUUACGUGAAAGAUUAGAACGAUCAUUUACUGUAAAUCGUACAAAUCGUCCAUUCUCGGCCAUUGCACUUGAUCAAGCAAUAGAAUGUUCCAUUAACAAAUAUGGUAAAGGUCGAGGUGGCAUAUCCGGAAAAUUGAAUCCUGAAUCAAUUGAAAUAUGGUGUAAAUCAUUUGCAUUUAGAUCAAUGUUAUCAUCGAUUAUUAAUGAUAUUGCUUGUAUUGAAAGAACAAAUAAUACAAUUGAUGCACAUGUUGAAUGUUCAUUUUUCCGGAUGGUACAAGACAAUAAAGAUCUGUCGAUUAUUACUAAAGCAUUACUUGAAGAGAAUUUAUUUAAACAAGAUAAUAUACAUGUUCGAAAAAUAAUGAAUGGAAAAAUUAUUCAUGAAAAAAUAAUUGAAAAUUUUGUAACAAUGUAUGAACGUGGUCUACAAAGAAUGCAUUUAUUUAUUCAAGAACGAUAUAUUGAUCAAUCAAUAAAUAUUGAAGAUCCUUUACCAGCUAUUGUUCGUUAUAAAUUAUCAGAUCCAUACAUCUCAAACGAUGCACAACGAUUAAAAAAGAAAACAAACAAUAAUAUUUUUAUGGCUAAAAUGGAAUUGGAUAUGAAUAUGCUAUUUUCACAUGAAUUUUCACAAGCACCAUUAUCAUUAUGUGAUAGUCAAGAUUUUAAUCUCUUAAAUCAACAACAAAAAUCAGAAAUAAUCAAAUAUUUUGAAAAAGAAUGUCCAACUGCUUUUUCAACAAAACAUCCAACAACAAAUAAUGGUAAAUGGGCAUUAAUUAUUGAUGGUGGACCAUUAUUGGAAAUCAGACCAAUAAAACCAAAUUGUACAAUUUUUGAUUAUGCUAAACAAUUAUUAUUAAAUAAUAUUAUUCCAGAAUUUCAAAUUUAUGAUCGAAUUGAUAUUGUAUUUGAUGCUGAUCAAAGUAAAGCUAUUAAAUCAUUUAUUAAACGUCAUGGAUAUGAAAACAACAAAGAACAACAACAAUAUGAUUUAAAACAAAAUGAUACUUUAGAUUCUUCAAGAUUUUAUGAAUUUGUUCAUAGUAAUCGAGCAAAAUUAGCAGGUGUUAUUCGUUCUUGUUGGUCACAAUAUGAACUUAUUGGCUUAUUACCGGUUCAUAAAUCUUUAGUAAUAGCUGGUCCACAACAAGAAACCAUUAAAUUAAUCAAUAACAAGAAUUCACCAUCAUCAGAAAUCUUAAUUAAUUUAGAAUCAGAUCACAUCGAAGCUGAUACACGUGUAUUUUUACAUAUAUAUGAUAUUCAAAUGGAAGAUGAUAAUGGCAAGUUCAACGGCAUCAUGAUACAAUCGAAUGAUACUGACAUUUUUAUUUUAUCAAUAGCACAUGUCAAAUUAAUUAUGUUAUCAAAUUAUUUUAUCAAAAAAUUUAACACCUCUUCGAAAUUAUCUACGUUUAUCAAUAUUAAAGAAAUUGGAAAAUUGAUAAAAAAUAAAUGGAAUAUAACUGAACCAAAUAUUUUUUUAACUUUACAUGGAAUAUCUGGAUGUGAUACGACGUCGUUCACUCGAAAUAUUACAAAAGAAAAUUAUUUUGUUACAUACUUGUCAAAUCCAAAUCAAUUUCAAGGUUUAAUUAAAUUUGGUGAUGAUUUAACAAUUACAAAUGAACCAUUAGAAGCUGCUGAAGAAUUGUUGGUAUCAUGUUAUAAAAAUUCAAGAGGUUUUAAAUCUUCAAUGUCACAAACAGCAUUAUCAUCAUCAUCAUCGACAACAAUAAAAUCAUCAUGUGAAACAUCAUUAAAUGAUUUACGAAAAACUAUGGCUGUAAAAUACUUUAAAAAUUCAACAUUAGAUAUAUGUACAAAAUUACCACCAACAACAAAUUCAUUUUAUCAGCAUUGUCAACGUGCAUGGAGACAAGUAUACAUUUGGAAAAAAGCAUUUGAAUCAUAUGAUUUAAUGAAUUAUUAUUCAUUUGAAAAUUAUGGUUAUCAACAAGCACAUGAUGGUAAAUUAAUGAUCCAGUGGAUGACAAUACCAGCAUUACCAAAUGAUAUAUCUUUAACUAAAUGUGUUAAAUGUACAACUGGUUGUCAACGAUGUAAAUGUUCAACAAAUAAUUUACCCUGUACACCUUUUUGUGGUUGUUCAAUUGAUCAAUGCACAAAUCGUACAAGUAUUCAGACGAUAACACAAUCAACAAAAAGAAUAAAAACAAAACCAACAUCGUUAUUUAUCAACAAAUGUUCUUUUGAUGAUGAUUAUGACGAAGAUGCAGAGGAUGGUAUUCAAAUGGAAAAUCAAACAAAUGCUGAUUACGAAGACGGUGGUGAAGAUGAUGAAGAUGAAGAUGCACUUGAAUUUAUUUAUGAAAAUGAAAGUGAUGUUAGUUCCAUAAAUUCAACUAAAGAUGAUUAUUUAACUGAUGAUGAAACUCAACCAAUUCUUAUGGAUAUGUCAAUUAAUAUGGAACACAGUUAUUGUCGUCGAUCAACACCGUGGUCAUCGAAUAAUUACAGUAGUACAACAAAAAACACAACAUCAUCACCAUUACGAUCAUCAUAUCUAUCAAGUCCAUUCGAUAAUUCAUUGUCACCAAUUGGUCCAAGUAUCAAUGUAAAAAACUUGAACAGUACAAGAACAAAUACAAGAUCAAUCAAACGAAAAUCAGUAAAACUGGUUCCCAAUAUAAAUACAUCUUCACAAAGUACACCAAGUCAGAUUAUUCCACGUAAAAAAAAAUCGUGA